ACUGGGUUGGAAGUAAUACGUGCAGCAGUUCACUAUCUAGGCCGGUUCCGAAAUAGGAACGGCUCCUACGUCAGAGAAAGGAAAGGAUUUUUGAGAAUUUUUGUCUUGAUCUCACACUUUGACCAACUUACAACCUGCUCACUAUAUAAUAACACAUCUUCGGGAACUUCUUUGUUUAGGACUGUUAGAGAGAGAGAGAGAGAAAAAAAGGAAACGAACAACAGAAACGAUGUCAGCGUCACAAAUUUUCAGGGCGGCCAACAGUGCCGUGAUCACCGGCGGUGCCUCUGGUAUCGGCCUUGCACUGACCAAGAAGUGUGCCGAGGCUGGUAUGAAAGUGCUCGCAGUGGACUGGAGCGAUGAAUACCUUGCUGCGCUAUCAGAGAGCAUCGCAAGUGACCAGGUCUCCACGGUCAAGGCGGACGUAUCCAAACCAGAGGACUGGGACACUAUCAAGCAGACGGUGGAAUCAAAACUAGGCGGCAAGAUCAACCUGCUCGCACUGAAUGCGGGGAUGGGCACACCCUCCAGCUGGGCCGAGCCCGAGGCCUUCCGCAAGACGAUGGACGUCAACUUCUUCGGCGUGGUCAAUGGGCUCGUGGCGCUGCUGCCGGCGGUCAAGAAGAGCGGCAGCGACGGUGGCAAGGCCGCGGUGGUGAUCACGGGGUCGAAGCAGGGCAUCACGAACCCGCCGGGCAACCCGGCGUACAACGCAAGCAAGGCGGCGGUCAAGAGCCUGGCCGAGGGGCUCGACUUUGACCUGCGCGGCGAGGCCGGCGUGUCGGUGCACCUGCUGGUUCCGGGCUGGACGCACACGUCCAUGACUUCAAAAGCCGGCGCGGAAAAGGCUCCCGGGGCGUGGCACCCGGAGCAGGUGGUGGACUUUUUGGUGGGCAAGAUGGACCAGGGCAGCUUCUACGUCAUUUGCCCGGAUAACGACGUCGACGAGGCUACCGACAAGAAGAGGAUGCUCUGGGCUGCUGGGGAUGUCGUUGAGGGUAGGCCGCCCCUGACAAGGUGGAGGGAUGAGUGGAAGGACAGGGCGAACGACUGGAUGAGCAAGCAAAACUUGUGAUUUGCCGUGCUGCAUAUAAUCAUUUGGUUGACAAAGGCACCUCUACUAGGGGUAACUGGCCUGAAGUAACCAAUUAGUAUACCUGUCUACGUAUCUAGGCUGGUCUUUGUUGAGAUAAAAAAAUCCGCCCCAAAAAAGACUAUAUUUUUGUAGUUGCACCAGCUCGACGAGGUGCAUGCUGGUGCAAUACUGUAGGGAGCGAUGAAUCUAGGGUCAGAGUGGUGUGGGGACCUUUUUACGGAUCGGUCCGUGCUGCUGGAAUUUUUCCUUUCCCAUGUUACAUACCUCUUUACGGCUCGCGCGCAGUACAUGCGGGCGCGAAUUUUACGUCCUUCA
Molecule: messenger RNA, 1411 nt
Organism: Pyricularia oryzae 70-15
Lineage: Eukaryota; Fungi; Ascomycota; Sordariomycetes; Magnaporthales; Pyriculariaceae
Exons: 2
Coding region: 230-1075 (281 amino acids)
Cellular component (GO): intracellular anatomical structure
Molecular function (GO): oxidoreductase activity, acting on NAD(P)H, oxygen as acceptor
Source: RefSeq, a predicted model, not a curated record